UCUCGCUGGCGUGACGCACUUCCGGGGCGGUGGAGGCGGCAAGAUGGCGGCUCCCAUGGAGGUGGCCGUGUGUACGGACUCGGCGGCCCAGCUGUGGAGCUGCGUGGUGUGGGAGCUGCAUUCGGGCGCCAAUCUGCUCACGUACCGCGGCGGGCAGGCCGGACCGCGCGGCCUGGCGCUGCUCAAUGGCGAGUACCUGCUGGCGGCGCAGCUGGGCAAGAACUACAUCAGCGCCUGGGAGCUGCAGCGCAAGGACCAGCUCCAACAGAAGAUCAUGUGUCCUGGGCCUGUGACCUGUCUGACCACGUCACCCAAUGGCCUGUACGUCUUGGCGGGGAUCGCAGAGAGCAUCUACCUGUGGGAGGUCUCCACGGGGAACCUUCUGGUCAUUCUGAGCCGCCACUACCAGGACGUGUCGUGCCUGCAGUUCACGGGGGACAGCAGCCACUUCCUGUCGGGGGGCAAAGACUGUCUGGUGCUGGCGUGGAGUCUGUGCAGCGUGCUGCAGGUAGACCCCUCCAGGACCCCGGCCCCCCGGCACGUCUGGUCUCGCCACACCCUCCCCAUCACAGACCUGCACUGUGGCUUUGGGGGGCCCCUGGCCCGGGUGGCCACCUCCUCCCUGGACCAGACCGUGAAGCUGUGGGAGGUCUCGUCGGGCGAGCUGCUGCUGUCUGUGCUCUUUGACGUGGGCAUCAUGGCCGUGACCAUGGACCUGGCCGAGCACCACCUGUUCUGCGGCGGCAGCGACGGCUCCAUCUUCCAGGUCGACCUUUGCACCUGGCCUGGACAGAGAGAGAAGAGCUUCCAGCCCGAGCAGGACAACGGGAAGGUGUUCAGAGGGCACAGGAACCAGGUGACUUGUCUGUCCGUGUCUACUGACGGCAGCGUCCUGCUCUCGGGCUCCCACGAUGAGACCGUGCGCCUCUGGGACAUCCAGAGCAAGCAGUGCAUCAGGACGGUGACCCUCAAAGGCCCCGUGACCAACGCCUCCAUCAUGCUGGCGCCCGUCAGCAUGCUGAGCUCGGACUUCAGGCCGGGCCUGCCCCUGCCGCAUUUCAACAAGCACCUGCUGGGCGCUGAGCACGGGGAUGAGCCGCACCGCGGGGGCUUCACGCUGCGCCUGGGCCUCCACCAGCAGGGCUCGGAGCCCAGCCACCUGGAGCGGGCGGAGCAGCUGCACGCGGUGAUGAGCAGCACGAUGGAGAAGAGCGUCCUCGGCGGCCAGGACCAGCUGCGGAUCCGCGUGGCCGAGCUGGAGGACGAGGUGCACAACCUGCGCAAGGUCAACCGCGACCUCUUCGACUUCUCCACGCGCAUCAUCACGCGGCCGGCCAAGUGAGCGCCCUGCGCCCGGCCCGAGGCCCGCCCCGCGGGCUCGUGUCCUCCAGCUGCUGGGCCGCUGGCCUCUCCGUGGCCUCUCGGUGCUAUUCUUUUUUAACAAAAGAACUAAAGACCCUGUUGUUCGGGCCUCUCUGCCAGGGCCGCCCGGGGCCACGCUCACCGGGCCUCGGGCAGGACCUGCCUCGACGGAACCGGUGGGUCCACUUGUGAACUUGGUGCCCAGAAGGCCCGGUUCUCGGGGUGAGGGGCUGGGCUCUGCCGUGGGGCCAGGCCACACUCGGGCGGCAGCCUCUGAGGUGCAGGCGGAGGCUUCUGGGCGGGGCUGGCUCAGGGACAGCAGCGUGGUCAGGGGCUCCCCAGCCCGGGCCGGGGUCCUCUGGGGGGACCGUGUCCACGCCGCCCCCGACGGUAUUCCUUGUUGGCAUGACGACCCGAGGGAGCCCGGGUGUCCCUCCUGCCCUGGGGACGUGGCCUGCAGCCAGCACCUGGAGCCCAGCCCAGACACGUGGGCCCCAAAGCAAUCCUCGGAACCUUCCGGAAAGCUGUCCCUGACCGACAGCCUAGCUUAAUGAUCCAGAAAAUCCGUGUGAUCUAGCAGGUGCCGUCUGGUUGCGGCUGGAGCCAGUCGUCUGCGCCGAUCUGUGUUCUAGGGCGAUGGGCGCCCUGUCCCCGGGCUCUGUGCCUUGAGGUCCAUCUGCCCCGCAGCUGAGGGGGUGCCCCGUCUGUGCUAGUGGAGGGGUCCUGCUGGCCGCCUGGGGACACCACCAUGACCACGCAGUCCCACACCCGGGGGCCCGAGGGGAGGGGUCACCACGGGCCCUGGGGUUCCUGCCAGCAGUGCGGCAGGAAGGGGCUCAGCAGAGUCUGGCCGGUGCUGCCAUGCGGGGUGGGGUCCUGGGGCACCAGGGUCUACACCCCCUUACCCAGCGUGCAGAGGGUCUGGGAGGCCAGCAGGGCCUCGGGUUUGCCCGGGGCUCCCAGGGACCAAAGGCCCCUCUCCCGUGCCCACCCCUGGACCAGCCCUCGGAGCCCCGGUGCCCGCGGCCAGGCUUUGUUCUGCCUUGUCUGUGGUCUUUCAUUAAAUGUUCUGGAAGGA
Messenger RNA from Canis lupus familiaris (dog), 2440 nucleotides. RefSeq names its product WD repeat domain 18 (gene WDR18). The transcript has 10 exons. The record is from RefSeq and is a predicted model, not a curated record. The coding region runs from base 44 to 1342 and encodes 432 amino acids. Lineage: Eukaryota; Metazoa; Chordata; Mammalia; Carnivora; Canidae. Gene Ontology annotation, cellular component: nuclear pre-replicative complex. Gene Ontology annotation, molecular function: protein binding. Gene Ontology annotation, biological process: DNA-templated DNA replication; rRNA processing.